Cucurbita maxima (winter squash) is the source of this 850-nucleotide messenger RNA. Its product is annotated as ribonuclease TUDOR 1-like. Lineage: Eukaryota; Viridiplantae; Streptophyta; Magnoliopsida; Cucurbitales; Cucurbitaceae. The transcript has 2 exons. The coding region runs from base 65 to 586 and encodes 173 amino acids. Gene Ontology annotation, biological process: mRNA catabolic process. Gene Ontology annotation, cellular component: nucleus; cytosol. Gene Ontology annotation, molecular function: RNA binding; nuclease activity. The record is from RefSeq and is a predicted model, not a curated record.
GUUCUUAACUUGUUUGUCAUAGAUUAUCAAUACACCUCGAGGGGCUGCUGAAUCCCUGAAAGAUAUGUUCGAAGUGUUCUAUAUAGAUUUUGGAAAUCAAGAGGCUGUACCUUAUGGUCGACUACGGCCAGUUGAUCCUUCUAUGUCUUCUGCCCCUGGUCUCGCUCAGCUGUGUAGUCUUGCUCACAUCAAGGUUCCUAGUCUGGAUGAGGAUUUUGGUCAGGAAGCAGCUGAGUAUCUGAGUGAUUACAUGCUUAAUGGUGCAACGGAAUUUGUGGCCACAAUUGAAGAAAAGGAUACUUCAGGGGGAAAAGUUAAAGGACAGGGAACUGGGAAUAUUCUUAUUGUGACUCUUGUUGCUGUUGGAUCGGAGCAUAGUUUAAAUGCGUUGAUGCUUCAGGAAGGACUUGCUAGACUAGAGAAAAGGAAGAAGUGGGAAUCCAAGGAAAGACAAAUUGCAUUUGGAAGUUUAGAAGGGUACCAAGAGGAAGCACGGACAGAUCGACGAGGAAUGUGGCAAUACGGAGACAUUCAGUCUGAUGAAGAGGACGCCGGUCCUGUGAGAAAACCCGGUGGCCGGCGUUGAACGAACACUUUUAUGGCCCCCUUCGUCUUAAAUUAAGAGAUAGACAACUCAACUAGUCGAAGCUUAAUUAAUGCUACAGUGAUAAUCACGUUUUCAGUACGAGAACCCAAAGUGUUGCUGCGUAAAGACCAUGUGAAGUUUUGUCCUUUGCUAAUUUUUAUUUUUUAUUUUGUUUUUAUUUUUACAUCGGAUAAUGAGGAUUUUAAAAAAAUAAAAAUAGCAAAUCGAGACCUUACAAUAAGGCAAGAGACUUAUUUAUAUUUA